CCCCCGGCACUCAUUGCUUUAGUCUGAUUGCUAGGCGGACGGGCUCACUGAAGAGCAGCACAGGAGGAGAUGGCGCCUGGGGAUGCGAUGAAAGCUGCUGAGGAACUGGCAGACCAGUUCCUCCGAGUUACCAAGCGGUAUUUGCCUCAUCUAGCCCACCUGUGCCUGAUCAGCACCUUCCUGGAAGAUGGUCUCCGGAUGUGGCUACAAUGGAACGAGCAGCGAGAUUACAUCAGCAUGUCGUGGGGCUGCGGGAUGUUCCUGGCUACCAUCUUCGUCCUCAUCAAUAUGUUCGGACAGCUGACUGGAUGUAUCCUGGUCCUUACUAGGAAAUUUGUACCAUAUGCUUGCCUUGCCCUCUUUGUGAUCAUCGUCCUCCAGACAAUCGUGUACAAUAUCCUGUGGGAUGUGAAGUUUCUCAUGAGAAACAUGGCAUUGGGUGGCGGUCUCCUUUUGUUACUGGCUGAGUCCCGUUCUGAAGGAAAGUCCAUGUUUGCCGGGGUACCCAGCGCAGGGGAGAGGUCGCCACGUCAGUACAUGCAGCUAGGAGGACGCGUGCUGCUCAUCUUAAUGUUCAUGACCUUGCUCCGAUACAAUGCCAGCGCAUUUGAAAUUUUCCAAAAUAUCUUCGGCUUGACCCUUAUCAUCUUGGUUGCGAUUGGCUAUAAGACCAAGCUGGCAGCCUUGACACUGGUCCUUUGGCUCAUGGUCAUCAACGUCCUCCAGAAUGCUUUCUGGACGGUGCCAUCUUACCGUCCACUCCACGACUUCCUGAAGUACGACUUCUUCCAAACCCUCUCCGUAACGGGUGGGCUGCUGCUGGUCGUGGCGCUGGGGCCUGGCGGAGUGUCCAUGGAUGAGCACAAGAAGAAGUGGUGACCUCCCCUUGCCAGGCAGUGCCACGCCUUACCUAACAGCCCAUUACGCUACAGUCAGUCGCUUUUCUCCAGUCUGCGCAAUGCGCACCUGGCAGGUAUAAGAACACCUGACUGGAAUGUUCCAUUUUGUGGGGGGGGGAAGCUUUCCUGAAGUAGCUCUGACCUUGAAAUGUUCCAUUUAAAUGGAUUUUACAUUACUGUUAGGAUGGCGGCAUAGAGGGAAGGUAGCACCAACCCAGCUUGUCUUUUUCAGCAAUGUACAGUUACGCCUCUGAUGGACAGAUGUGUGCAUAUUGUCAUCGAGAUGGAUGUCUUUCCCCUCCUCCCGUAUCCUGCCAUUCCAUUAAUACUUUGUAGCGGAGCAUUAUUAUCUUUCACUACUGGAAUGACGCCCCCUACCUCCACCUAUAAACACUACCUGCAUGAAUAGUCACAACCAGUCAUUUCACGCCAACUUGUUUCAAGUUCCUCAGUGUCCCUGGAAAAGAUGCUUCAACGUGGUCACCAGGAGUAUGAGUCGGGCUUAGUGUGAAGUGCUGGAACCAUUAUGAGAAGAAGAAACAUUUUUAUGGUUAAAUGGAUAUUUGUAAAAACAUUUUUUAAAUAAAUUUACUAUUUUUCAGAUCAACAAAAUCCA
Rana temporaria (common frog) is the source of this 1515-nucleotide messenger RNA. RefSeq names its product surfeit locus protein 4-like. Gene Ontology annotation, cellular component: membrane; endoplasmic reticulum; endoplasmic reticulum-Golgi intermediate compartment. The record is from RefSeq and is a predicted model, not a curated record. Gene Ontology annotation, biological process: Golgi organization. The coding region runs from base 70 to 879 and encodes 269 amino acids. NCBI's taxonomy places the organism in Eukaryota, Metazoa, Chordata, Amphibia, Anura, Ranidae. The transcript has 6 exons.